Messenger RNA from Zingiber officinale, 2422 nucleotides. RefSeq names its product probable receptor-like protein kinase At1g49730. Gene Ontology annotation, biological process: protein phosphorylation. Bases 16 to 2121 code for a protein of 701 amino acids. The transcript has 9 exons. NCBI's taxonomy places the organism in Eukaryota, Viridiplantae, Streptophyta, Magnoliopsida, Zingiberales, Zingiberaceae. The record is from RefSeq and is a predicted model, not a curated record. Gene Ontology annotation, molecular function: ATP binding; protein kinase activity.
GUUCGCAGUCAUUAAAUGGAAAGUUGUAAGGGAGAUCAAGGUAGAACCGUAUCGCACGGGGGAGACGCCGCUCUCACUCCACUGUCGCCUUCGCUCUUCUGCUCCCUCACUCUAAUGCCGCCCGCCCACGCUCUGCUCCUGCUCUUGGCAUUCGCUUCUCUCGGAUCUCGGAGCAGCCUUCAGGUGAUCGCAGGAGAUUGUCCUCUGGACUUUAGUUGGUCAAACUUCAGUUUAGCAUCUUCUACUUGUUCAGAUCAAAAUCAGCUAGGCAAAUGUUGUCGUUAUAUCAGUGCAUUUGUUGUAAUAUCUAUUGCUAGAUAUGCAAAUGCUACUGGAAGACUGGGAGUUCCUGCAGCAUUUACUGAAGUCUGCCUUAAGUUUAUUGCUGAAUCCUUCAACUUAUAUGGGAUUCCUCCUAAUGCGCUAUCGUCUUGCGGUUUGGGCCCGAAGAUUCAAGUUUCAUAUCAAUGCGAGGGUAGAGCUACUGUAUUGGAAAUAAUGCAGUCUCCCAAUUUUAGUGAUGUCAUUGAAACUUGUGAUGAGCCUCUUUCAUUAGAUAAUAGUUGCAAGAGGUGUCUAAACUCUGGCAUUGUAUACCUUCACCACCUUAUAGCAGUAGAUGAUAAUGUCACUUUAAGUGUAUGCCGUGAUGCAGUUUUUGUGACACUUGCAAACCAAGGUGGCAACUUUUCUGCUGUUGAUCUUGUCACUUGCUUUUUUGGCGUGCAAGGGCUCAGUAUUCUUUCAGCAAUAUCCUCAGGAUCACGCACGCCUACAUCUUCCCCUAGUUCUGUGUCUUCAAGUUCUGUUUCUGCUGAAGCUCCAAAGCAACAAUUACUUACUGGUCCUGUCAAAAAAAACUGGCAUACUUACCACCUUACACUUCUUCCUGGAAUUGGCAUUGCAGUUAUUGGCCUGUCAAUUUUGCUAAUUCUAAUCUUGAUACUGCUUAUUCGUCAGAAAAGCAGAAAACUGAAGAACUCAGUUUCUCAGAUGAGCUCCUGGAAUGCUUUUCCACCUGCUCAAGUCCACAGGUCUCAAGAAGGUCCAUCAAACAUGUUUGGAAGAUUCACAUACAAGGUAAUAAAAAAGGCAACAGAGAAUUUUAGCACUGUCAUAGGUAAAGGUGGAUUUGGAACUGUCUACAAGGCUCAGUUUGCUGAUGGCUCUAUAGCUGCUGUAAAACGGAUGAACAAAAUUUCAAAGCAAGGUGAGGAAGAAUUCUGCCGGGAAAUAGAACUUCUUGCAAGACUGCAUCAUCGCCAUCUUGUUACACUCAAAGGUUUUUGUGCUGAGAGAAAUGAGAGGUUUCUGAUAUAUGAAUAUAUGGAGAAUGGAAGCCUUAAGGAUCAUCUUCAUUCACCAGGGAAGAAUAGGUUAAGCUGGAGCACUAGGCUAAAAAUUGCAGUUGAUGUGGCCAAUGCCCUGGAGUAUCUCCAUUUCUAUUGUGAUCCUCCUCUCUGUCACAGAGACAUAAAAUCAAGCAAUAUUCUUUUGGAUGAGAAAUUGGUAGCUAAGGUGGCAGACUUUGGCCUUGCACAUGCGUCAAGGAAUGGUGCAAUUAGCUUUGAGCCAGUAAAUACAGAUAUCUGUGGAACUCCAGGAUAUAUGGAUCCUGAAUAUGUGGUGACUCAAGAAUUGACACAGAAGAGUGAUAUAUACAGCUAUGGUGUGUUAUUGCUCGAGUUGGUGACUGGCAGGAGAGCAAUACAAAAUGACAGGAAUCUCAUAGAAUGGUCUCAGAAUUUCAUGGCAUCAGUAUCUACGAUAACGGGCCUGGUAGAUCCUGCAAUUGAGGACUCUUUUGAGUUUGAGCAAUUGCAAAUGCUGGUCGAGAUCAUACAGUGCUGCACCAAUAAAGAAGGGCGAGAUAGGCCAUCUAUCAAACAAGUUCUUAGGGUGUUCUCUGAGCAUCUGGAUCCAGUGCAAAAUGGGUUUUCAGUUGAUGAUCCUGCCACAGGAAAGACCAGCAUACCAACAACGCACAAGAAUGAGGUUAUUCCUAACAGUGGGGAUGCAAAACUGCAAUCGUCCUCCAGUACUUCAAGAUCCUAUUGUAGCCGAAGCAUCUUGCUUGAGAGCAGUUCACCGCAGUCGCCUUCUGGCGUGCUUUCACUGUAGUUUAACUUUUCCCAAGUCUUCUUGCGUCUUAUUUUGGUAAUGAGCAAUGGCUACUAUAAGGAGAGCACAAGCUCAAAGUACCUCAAGGAUGUGUUGCGGAAUUGCAGCUUUGCUCACACUUUGCUUGGCGAUGCCACUGUUCAAUAUGAUAUCAUGUGGAAAUGCUAAUAACUGCAGUGGCAGUUUAGGUUUUUCAUUUGCAAACGUGAGAACAUUAAGAUGUAUAGGUUAGUGGUUUGGUUGUACCUAUUUUUGUUUUACGUUGUGAGUUUUUUGGGGGAAAAUUAAUUGAUUUUCUGAA